Molecule: messenger RNA, 1578 nt
Organism: Propithecus coquereli (Coquerel's sifaka)
Lineage: Eukaryota; Metazoa; Chordata; Mammalia; Primates; Indriidae
Exons: 12
Coding region: 1-1578 (525 amino acids)
Source: RefSeq, a predicted model, not a curated record
AUGGAGCAUGGAGAGGUGGCGAGCGCAGGGCCUGGUUUGUCCCAGGCAGCUCAGCCCCCUCGAGGGGCCCUCACUGCCUGUCCCAAUCCGCAUGCCGCGCUGACCGUGGUGGUAGAAGUGGAGCUGGGGAAGGGGUCAGGCCCUGAGGAGACCGGUAGCCCCACACUCCUUCUGGAGGGGCCCACAAACGUCUGCCUGCUUCAGCCAGGGACUCAGGAGACUCAGGAGGCAGAGCAGGAGCUGCUGGCACGUGUCCAGUCUGCACUGGGCUCCGUGGGCCGAGGGUACAGUGUGGCCCUGUUACUCCGAGGCAGGGAAACAGAGGCGCCCCGACUGGUACCUCAGCUGCUGCAGGCGCUGUUUGAAGAGGCGCUGCCCCUCGGCCGCUCUGAUCACGUGCUUAGUACUCUCAGCCUGGUGCAGCUCGGCCCCAGCGGAAGGACCCGGGACCUGCUCUCUCCAGCGGUGGAGAACCUGUCGGUGCUGGAUGUGCCCCCUCUGGGCUUGGUGGUGGAGGAUGCCAGUGAAGUGGAGGUGUCUGACUCAAGAGCUGCCUCAGAGCUGUACUUGCAGGCCACCGGGAGUGAUGGCAGAGACUGCCCCCUGCUGCAGGUGUUGGCUGGUGAGGUUGCUGGUGAGGAGGUAGAGGGCUCUCUGCCCUGGAUUAUUUCAUGGCUCCUGGAAGGAAACAACUACAGUGGCCUACUUCUUCACCUGGACCCCCAAGGUAUCUCCUUGAGUUUGCUCCAGGCUGCUCUUCUGGGGGCCUCAGGAAGGAGGAUGGAGGUGAAACAGGUGAGACCCACCCUGUGGGAUGCAGUAGAAGAGGCUCGGGCCCGCCGGGCUGGCCUGAGGACCCUACGUUUAAGCCUCCUUGAGGACACCCUGACGGACAAUGGUUUAAGCCGGCUGGGCAGGGCUCUGAGGGAGCUCCAGGUGGUAAAAGCAUGGAGCCAGUGCCCAAGAAGCCAGGUGCUGAAAGAGGCCAGAGCUGAGGGGCUGCCAGAACCACAGGCCCAGCAGGUCCCAGAUAUGGCCCUGCAGUUCUUCCUGGCCCAAGCUCGGAGGCAGAGACUGCGAGUGCAGCACCAAAUUUGGAUCCGAGAGAAGCUCAAGCAUUUGGAACAGGAGGAGGUGGCAGGUGACCAGGUCAAAGGCCUGGAGGAGGCCUGUGAGGAAAGGCAGAGAUGGCACCAGGAGCAGACAGUACUGAGACUCCAGCUGGAAGCCCUUGAGGCAGAGCGGGACGCUGCAGAGCAGGACCUGGAAGUCCUCUAUGACCUGCACGUGCAGGCCACCCGAGCUCGGACAUGCCACAUGCUGCAGGUAUUCCGAGCCUGGCAGAGGCUGUGGAAGGAGCAGGCCAUGACCACGGAGCAUCACCACCGUAGACGGCUGGCUGGCGUCCUGCAAGACACCAUCAAUCUGGCCACACAGAAUCAGGAGCUCCAAGCCCAGAACCAGCAGCUUUGGCAGGGUGCAGACUAUGCCGGGGCAGUCUUGCUGGAUCCCUGCCCUGGGGAGAAAUCUGGUGAUCAGGAAGCCUUCAGGGGAAGUUUUCUCUCUCCUCAUUCUUGA